This is a messenger RNA of Rotaria sordida, 1335 nucleotides long. Lineage: Eukaryota; Metazoa; Rotifera; Eurotatoria; Philodinida; Philodinidae. The record is from the annotation of a GenBank genome assembly.
UACUUUGGAAACCUUUUCGUCAAUCAUUGUGAUCAUAUACAAUUAAAACUAAUCUACUUUUUCGACUAUAUUUGUGCACUGAUAUUUUUAUUUUCAAUAUAUUUAUUCAACUUAUUCUUAAUUUAUUGAUAAUUUUAACAUUUUCUUUCAAUAUGAAAAUAUGAUCUUUCAGAGCUAAACAAAACAAUUAAAUAUAUGUAUAACAGAGCUUCACGACGAUUUUGCAGAAUCAAUUCAUCUAAAAAUCAGUCGUGAUAGAACAUUUUUGGAUCUUUCUAAAGAUUUUGUGGGACCAAGCCUCAUUCCAGAAAUUUUUAGAUUUCUUGCCUUCUAAUGAUGGUAUGGAAAAUCAAAUAAUGUCCAGGAUUACCAAAUUCCAAUUUUGAAAAUCAGAAGAUUUUUGUAAAAAAACAAGAGUUUUCAAGAGAUUUAUUUUUCUAAAACAUGAGAAAUAAAUGUGGAAACCUCGGAUUUAAAUCCGAGAGUUAUAUGUACCUCAAAAAGUGAAUGAGACAGAUGAGUCGUUCUAGAAUGUGCGAAUAUAAAAAUUAUCCUGACAAACCUUAUCUAUAACCACUUGAUUUCUAUUGGCUACCGCUCAACCAAUAGGAUUUGGGGUGAAUACAGCUCAGAUUUGAACUCUUCACCUUGAUUUACCCUAAGAAAGUCGUUUUUCCUAUAACUUGAUUUCUAUUGGUUACUGUUCAAUCAAUGGGAUUUCGAGGCGAAUGGAGCACAGAUUCGAGUUCUACACUCCAGAAAACCUCGAACUAUCAUCGCUGUGAUCGGAAGAUAGAGCUCUAUUUGUGGAUUAAUUAGAGCGUCGAGAAAAACAGAACCGAAUUUCGUUUAAUUAUCUUUGUAAUAGCUGAGUUGGCUUUCUUGUUUCCUUAUGUUUUAUAUACCAUUUUAUAGCUCGUGAAAUUCUCUAUCGAAUGGUAUAUAAUAGUUGGGGUUUUAUUUGACUAUGAUAGGAAAAGUUUUUCACGAAAGCGGAGAUAUGUCGAUCUUCUCAUAGGGAAGCAUAGGGAAAAAAGACUAUUUUCACAAUAACUCAGCAAUGGCUCGGCCAAUCCUUCUCAUCUUUGAACUCGGCCUAGAUAUUGUUGAGAGCAAGAAAAAUCAAUUAAAUUUUGUAUCGAAUUUCAAUUCUUUUUCGUUUCAGUACCAUUCUAUAAAGCAGCAACAAAAUUACGUGAUAAAGAUUUAAAUAAAUUUAAACAAGCUCGACAAGUAUAUGAAACAACACGUUAUGAUCCAAAAACUGGGCAAGAUAAAGAAGAAUCUAAGGUCGAUGAUAAAACAGAUUAUCUUUUUAUUGAUUUAAGCAGAUGA